AUAUGUCAUUUUGUACAUUUCUUCUUUACGACCACGCUUCUAAAGACCGUGUUUACGACUUUACAUUGUGUUUAAACGUGUUUCCCUGUGAUUAUGUUCAGAAAUACUACCAAACCACCUACAGGUUGUCAAGUUACAACUUAUAAUGCGUUAUCAUACUAUUAUGUAAUAAUUAUUGAGUGUUAUAAUUUAUAUUUAUAUAAUUAUAUCACACAAUUUGAAAUUUUGAAAUAAGGAUGAUUUGUAAACAGUUUUAGAUUUUAGGUAACGUCUUAAUACUUUGUAUUUUUAAUUUAUACCAUAAAAAUACCUAUUACAAUAUAAUAUUCUAAAUUGUCAAUAAGACUGUGUGUUCUAUAUUCAUAUACCUACCUAUCAAUAAUUUAAAUUUGUAAUUAGUUCAUUAUGCUAUUCAUGUUUUAAAUAAACUUAAGUACCUAACUAAAGUAUACAUUUUACUAUUAAUACAUUAUAAUUCAUAACGUUUAUCAGAGUAUAAUGUUUAGGUAAUAUUAUUAAUUAUGUGUUGAUAAGACAACAAGCAUUGAGAAGAAUAUUUAUUUACAAGAAAAAUGUUUACUUGUUCAAUUUGUGAUGAGACAUUUGCUGGAAUUCACCUCAACUCUACUUAUACAACACAGUGUGGCCAUGUCUUUCAUCAUCAAUGUCUUAUGAAAUGGUUAGCAAGAUCAAAAACUUGCCCGCAUUGUCGUUCAUCAGUAUUAGAAAAUAAUCUGGUUAAAUUAUUUUUGCAAGUUGAUCCUAAUGCUCGAGAAACAUGGAAUAAAAAAACUGAUGAAGAAAUAAAUACACUAAAGGAGCAUUUAAGAAGAAUAAAAGAGAAAGAAACCCGUAAUACUAACUCAAUCUAUUGUCUUGAAACUCAACUAAAACAUACAAAGAGUGCUUUAGACAUUAGCAAUAGAUCUGUUUAUUUAUUUAAAAAAGAAGCUGCAAAUCAAAAACAGAAUAAUUCUGCAAUUUCUGCUGAACUAAAAUUAAUGACAGUACAAUACAAUGAAUCGGAAAUUGAUAGAAAGAAAUUUCAAGCCGGGUAUUCACUCCUGCAAUCAAAAAUUAAAUCUCUGAACCACGAACUUUACGAUUUACAAUCUUCAAACUCAUCUAUUAUUGAUGAAUUAAAAUUUGAAAUAGCUGAUUUAAAAUCAGAAAAAGCGUACUUUCAAAGCAGAUGUUAUAAUAUAGAGAAUAUAAAUAUUGAACAACCAAGUACAUCUAAGAUGAGUAUUGAAAACAGAAAUGCAAUAUCACUUCAAAAUCAAACUAAAAGUGAAUAUUAUGGAAAUGAUCCUCAGUUACACAUAUCUACCAAGCAAUUUCUAUUGGGAUGUGUAUUUUUAUUUGUCGAGGGCCAAAUUCAGCAGGAAGUUAAUCAUUUAUGCAAAAACACUACGCCCAAGGAUAAUAUUAUUAAAUAUGGUGGAUUAGUUGAGCAGUUUUAUUCUGUUCGUAUUACCCAUGUAAUUUGUGUCACCCAAAAACAUCCUAUAGUUGAACAAGGUAUAAAAGAUGGUAAAAGAUGCGUGACUGAUUACUGGCUCAGCGAUAUAAUUUCUAAAAAAAGUAUGAUACCACCUUGGCUAGCUAUUCAUUUUCCCAUACCAUAUAGAAUAGACAAUUUGCCAUGUCAAAGUUUUCAAAUUUCAAUUGUUAAUUUUGGUAUAAACGAAGGUCAUAUAAUUAAAGCAAUGAUUGAACUAGUCGGCGGUAGUCAUGUUAUUAAAGAAGUUACUUCCAGAACUGAUGUUGUAAUUAGCCUGAAACUAGAAGGUGAACUUGUAGAAAAAGCUUUAGCAAUUAAUAAACCAGUGGUGAAUGUCCAGUGGCUAAAUGAUAUUCUUUUUGGAGCAAAACUUGGUAUAAAAGAACCCGGAAAUUUAAAAUAUCAACAAUUUGAUUUAUAUAAUCCAUUUUUAGUGAAUUAUGACAUGGUCUCACAUUUAAUGGAGGCCUGGAAAACUCCUUUGUCUAUCAAUAAAAAUCAACAAGUAUAUGAUUUGACUUUAAAUCCAGAUAGUCCUACAAAAUGUAAAAGACAAAAAACAACAUCUGAAUGCCAAAACAUGACAAAUUUAAUUAAUGAUGACAUUGAUGACAAUGAUGUUAUAAUUACUUAUAUAAAAAGUUUACCAUUAAAACCAUCUGUUAUGUUUUGUGGUUUUACAACGGACGAUAAAGAAAUACUUAAAAUGAUAGUACUUUUAUUUGGCGGUACAGUGGCCAGUCACUGUUUUGAAGCAACUCAUUUAGUCAUGAACAAGCCUAUACCAUCGAUAGAAUUUUUUGGCUGUCUUUCCACUGUUAAAUAUAUUCUCAAUGAAAAUUGGUUAAAAGAUUCACAUUCCAGUUUAAAACUUCAAGAUGAGAAAAAAUAUUGUAUAGAACAUGUACAAGAUAAAUUUUUGGGGUCAUGUUAUAUACCGGCAAUUCUUGAAAACAAGAACCGUCGUUUACUAUUUAAAGACUUAUCAUUCUUUAUUACUCCUGGAAUUAUAUAUCCACCCUCUCUUUACUUGGACCAAAUCAUUUCUUCUGCUGGUGGUACAAUUGAAAGAACAAGAAGAUCUUUGGAGUCGAUCCGAGGUUUGGCACCCAAUUCCUAUUUUAUAAUCUCGUGUCAAGAAGAUCACUAUUUGUACAACGACUUAUUGGAUAUUGAUAAUGUUGUUUAUUUACCGGAAUUUAUAACAUGUUCAGUCCUGGCGCAAAAAGUCCAACUACAAAAGUUUUUACUGAAUGUACCUGCUCAAAACUAAUUAUAAUAUUUUGAUUGUGUAUACUUAAUAUUUGUGUAAUAAACAUUUUUUUAAAUCCAUUAAAGUUGAGAAUAUUUGAGAAUAAUACAUAUUUUGUUCUAGUCUGUAUUGUUAUUUUAUCUUAAAACUACACAAAUAUGUGCCAUAAUCACAAUAUAAUUGUACAGUAAGGCUGCCACAGUAAUUAUAACUUAUAAGUUAUAAUAUUGUAAUGAACAUUGAUAAAUGAUUGACUCUUGACUUGAAUGUGGUGUGCAUAGAUUUAUAAUAAACUAGCUGAUCCCGUGCACUUUGAAUGUACCAACUCUA
Molecule: messenger RNA, 3086 nt
Organism: Acyrthosiphon pisum (pea aphid)
Lineage: Eukaryota; Metazoa; Arthropoda; Insecta; Hemiptera; Aphididae
Product: PAX-interacting protein 1
Exons: 15
Coding region: 573-2777 (734 amino acids)
Cellular component (GO): MLL3/4 complex
Source: RefSeq, a predicted model, not a curated record